Molecule: messenger RNA, 1418 nt
Organism: Coffea eugenioides
Lineage: Eukaryota; Viridiplantae; Streptophyta; Magnoliopsida; Gentianales; Rubiaceae
Exons: 6
Coding region: 128-1036 (302 amino acids)
Biological process (GO): biosynthetic process
Cellular component (GO): cytoplasm
Molecular function (GO): isomerase activity
Source: RefSeq, a predicted model, not a curated record
CCUGCCCCAAUUCUCACUUUCUCAGUGGUUUGCUGUCUCAGAUACUCCGGAAAGCAGUAGAGUAGUAUCUUCAGCGCACGACAGAGCAAGAAAGAAGUCUUCUUCUUUUUUUUUGCUCGUUUGCAGAAUGGUCAAAAAGCCCGUUAAAUACUUUGUGGUGGACGCCUUCACGGACAAGGCAUUCAAGGGGAAUCCAGCGGGGGUGUGUUGGUUGGAGGAGGACAAUAGAGAUAAGGAAUGGCUGCAAGCUGUUGCUGGGGAGCUGAAUAUGUCAACCACAGCUUUUCUCACUCCGAUUGACGGCACCGACGAGUUACAAUCAGCAUCUCCCAGGUUUGGAAUUCGGUGGUUCACUCCAGUAGCUGAGGUGCAACUCUGCGGACAUGCAACUUUAGCAGCCUCACAUACUCUAUUUACAUAUGGUCUAGUGAAUUCUCAUAGAAUCGAGUUCCUGACUCUGUCAGGGAUUUUAACAGCCAGGCGAAUCUCAAAAUCCAGGGCCUCGGAAUCUAUUGAGCUUCAAAAUGGAGAUAAUGCUCAAGAGGACUACUUUAUUGAAUUAGAUUUCCCAGUCGUCCCGGUUACUGGAUUUAAUUCUGCAGACGUAUCGGAGAUCUCUAAAAGCUUAAAUGGUGCUUCUGUGGUUGAGAUCCUGAAGACUACCACUGCAGAAGACCUUGUAGUUGUGCUCCCAUCAGAAAAAGCAGUUGCAGAAUUGGAACCGCAGUUUGAUGAGGUAAAAAGAUGUCCAGGUAGAGGGAUAAUUGUCACUGGGCCUGCAUCGCCUGAAACUGGAUUUGACUUCUAUAGUCGCUUCUUCUGCCCAAAGUUUGGGGUUAAUGAGGAUCCUGUCUGUGGCAGCGCACAUUGUGCCUUAGCGCCCUACUGGAGCAAGAAGCUCGGCAAAUGUGAUUUUGUUGCUUAUCAGGCAUCUUCUAGGAGUGGUGUGAUUAACCUCCAUUUGGACGAGAAGAAUCAAAGAGUACUUCUACGGGGAAAAGCAGUUGUCGUGGCAGAGGGCUCUAUCUUGGUCUAGAACCAUUCUACUCGAGAUGUUCAUCUGUUCCUCAAAAACUGGUGUGUAGACCGAGGUUGAGAUUAUAAAAACCUGCCGAAACUGGACCAACUGCUAAUGCAAUUUAGUUGUAUCCCAUGCACUUGUGAGGUUAUAUUUGCUCUGUGUUUCGCGGAUCAUAUGUUGUUGCAACUGAGAUUGCGAACUGAGCGGAUCAUCACAGUGCUACUGACUUGUGCCAUCAUAUAGGGAGGGUAGAAGCUUUUGUACUAUCAAAUAGGGCAGAUCUAAAGAUUCCACUCUGGCCAUGUUUAGUCAGUACUGUAGACGAUGUCAAAGGAUGGAUAUCUCUGGGCAAAGUCGCAAUAUGGCGAGAGAGAAGAAGAUAGUAAUUAGUGUCGUA